This is a messenger RNA of Periophthalmus magnuspinnatus, 2731 nucleotides long. RefSeq names its product NOP2 nucleolar protein homolog (yeast) (gene nop2). Gene Ontology annotation, molecular function: RNA binding; rRNA (cytosine-C5-)-methyltransferase activity. Gene Ontology annotation, biological process: rRNA base methylation; maturation of LSU-rRNA. Bases 132 to 2378 code for a protein of 748 amino acids. The transcript has 16 exons. Lineage: Eukaryota; Metazoa; Chordata; Actinopteri; Gobiiformes; Gobiidae. The record is from RefSeq and is a predicted model, not a curated record. Gene Ontology annotation, cellular component: nucleolus.
AGUGUGCGCCGGAUGUUGGCUGCUUCAGCGUGCACAAGAAAAUUCACGUGUGAUUUUUUUUCUCGCAACGGAUACACACAAAAACAGGAUUUAAACAGUAUUUUUUAUCAUUGUAGUUGUAAAUCUGAGCCAUGGGUAGAAAACUUGAUCCAACAAAUAAAGUGAAGAGAGGCCCAGGAAAGAAGGCCAAGAAACAACGAGGAGCAGAAACAGAACUAGCCAAGUUCUUAACUGAAGAUGACAAUGAACCAAAACGACUCUCAAGUAGAGGCAGGAAAAGAGCUGCAAAAAGAAGUCAAAGCAAAAAGCCAGAACAGAACCAGAAGCCAGCAAAAGGAUUUACUGAUGAAAAUAAUAAAUGGCUGAAACCGGCAAAAAGAAAGCGGAAAACUGAAGAACCAGAAAACGAGGAUGACAGCGAUGAACACUGGGAAUCGGACGCAGACGAGGAAGAGGAGGAAAUGGAGAUGCUGCAGAUGAAGGGCAAGAAGAAGAGUGUAGCGACCAAACAGGAGGAGGAAGAUGAGGAAGAAGAGGAGGAUGACGACGACGAUGAUGAUGAAGAAGAAAUGGUGGAUGACUACGGUACACAGGAGGAUGGAGGUGAAGAGGAGGAUGAAAGUGAUGGUGAAGAGCUUCUUCCUAUUGAGCGAGCCGCUAAAAAGGACAAAAAGUUAAAACAGUCUGUGAGCCCUGAAAGUGGUGACGAUGAUGAGGAUGAAGAUGAUGAUGAUGAUGAUGAUGAUGAGGAGGAGGAAAAGGACGACUCUGACGCAGAGGAGGAGGAGGAGGACACAGUUCAAGCAAACAUCGAUGAAGUUGACUCAGACACGUUUAGGCUUCCCAAAGCUGAAGAGACUGAGAAAGAAGGUGUCAUGCCUUUAGACCUGAAGCAAAUCUAUCAGAGAAUAAAAGACAACAUUGAGGUUUUGUGUAACUUCUCAACAAAAAGAGAGGAAGGCAAAGAUCGGUCAGAUUACAUCUCUCUUCUAAAGAAGGAUCUCUGCAUGUACUACAGCUACAACAGCUUCCUAAUUGAAAAGUUAAUCGACCUGUUUCCUCUAUCAGAGUUGGUUGAAUUUCUUGAAGCUAAUGAAAUUCAUAGACCUGUCACAAUUCGAACAAAUACAUUGAAAACCAGACGACGAGACCUGGCGCAGGCUUUAAUCAACAGAGGAGUAAACCUUGACCCUUUGGGCAAAUGGUCCAAAGUUGGGUUGAUUAUCUAUGAUUCCUCAGUUCCUGUUGGUGCCACCCCGGAGUAUCUGGCUGGUCAGUACAUGCUGCAGGGAGCGUCCAGUUUACUGCCGGUCAUGGCUCUUUCUCCUCAGGAAGGAGAAUAUGUGCUGGACAUGAGCUCUGCCCCAGGAGGCAAAACCACCUACAUCGCACAACUCAUGAGAAACACUGGGAUUAUCGUGGCCAAUGACGUAAACGCUGAUCGGCUGAAGAGUGUAGUAGGAAACAUUCACCGUUUGGGCGUCACAAACACUGUCGUCUGCAACUACGAUGGCAGGCAGUUUCCAAAGGUCAUGGGAGGGUUUGACAGAGUCCUGCUCGAUGCACCAUGCUCUGGCACAGGGGUCAUUGCUAAGGAUCCAGCUGUGAAGACCAGCAAGGAUGAGGCAGACAUCCUGCGCUCUGCUCAUUUACAGAAGGAGCUUCUUCUGUCGGCCAUCGACUCGGUCAAUGCAGAGUCUGCUACGGGCGGAUACUUGAUCUACUGCACAUGCUCAAUAAUGGUUGAAGAAAAUGAAUGGGUGGUGGAUUACGCUUUGAAAAAAAGAAAUGUAAAAUUGGUUCCUACUGGUCUUGACUUUGGCAGUGAAGGCUUCACCAGGUUCAAAGAGCGCAGGUUCCAUCCAACACUGCGCCUCACUCGGAGAUUUUAUCCUCACACUCACAACAUGGAUGGAUUCUUUGUAGCUAAAUUUAAGAAAUUCUCCAAUGUUAUUCCUAUUGUGCCUCCAAAUAAAGAAGAGGAGAAACUGGAAGCAGACAAUGCAACAGCAGCGACGUCUUCAGAGGAAAAAUCUUCAGAUCAAAUCAAAGUAAAAACUGUCCCUGCUAAAGGAGCAACUUCACAGUCCCAAACGAACGGAAAGUCUACGAAGAAACCAAACGGCAAAAAAGACUUGCAAACUGGAGCAAAGAAGGCAAAGAUUCAAAAAACUGAUGAAAAAACUGUACCAAAGGCGAAAAAGCCUGAAGCAACAACACAAGAAAGUAAUGCGUCAAAGCCUGAAAAGAAAGAAGGCAAAAAGUUUGAGAAAAAACUGGGAAAAAUGAAAAAAACUCCCAUGAAGGCCAAGAAGAGGAUGGGAAGGAACAAAUUUAAGAUGUUGAAACAUAUGUUGCAGAAAGCUGAGAAGCAGUAGUGUACAUUAAGCUGUUUAAAUGUACUUGAAAUAUGAAAUAAUAAUGAAAUAUGUACUGGUCUUAUUGCGUUUUGCUUCGAGUAAUGGUAAUACUCGAUUUAAUUUGUAAUAUGAAUAUUAAUCAUUGACAUUUUCUACUGUUCAGGUUUAAUAGCAAAACUUAAAAUGGAAAUAUGGUAGAUCCUGUGUGUUUUUGUAUAUGAUACAAAAGACAAUUAAAAUAUUUUCAACAUUUGAGAUGACCAGUUUUGUUUGCAGAAGUCUGUAGAAGUUAAAAAGAACAAAUCUGUGUUUCUUAUUACAUGUACACCGAGAUGCUGUACAGAAAAUAGAAUAAAGACAAUUAUUAAUUC